Plasmopara halstedii is the source of this 945-nucleotide messenger RNA. RefSeq lists its product as uncharacterized. The record is from RefSeq and is a predicted model, not a curated record. The transcript is spliced from 5 exons. NCBI's taxonomy places the organism in Eukaryota, Oomycota, Peronosporomycetes, Peronosporales, Peronosporaceae. Bases 1 to 945 code for a protein of 314 amino acids.
AUGGCACAUAAUGUCGUAUCGUGUCUUGACGAACACUUUGAGCAUCUUCGUGCGAAUCUCAUUCGAUGUGAAGAAUGUAAUGAAAACUUUUUCUUUGAUUUCUUACGUCAUCCACGUUACUUUGUAACCCAUUUUAAGUUGUGCCAUCUUAAGAAUGUAUUGUACCGAAUCAAUGGAUGUACCGAAGAAGAGAAUCAACGGGUACGUUUUGGUCCAAGACGUAAGAAAGAUGCAAUUACGUGGUUUAGUCAGUUGAAAUCAACGGAAAAACGCAUGAUUUCCAUGCAAGAUAACAAAUGGGGAGAAAUUGUAGAGUGCGAAUGUUGGUCAUGUCAUUUAUGCAAACAAGCACGUAAAGGAAGUGAAAUGCCUCAUGCAUUUGAACCAAAUGAAGUUGGACGUCAACAAGCACUUGGACAUCUUCAACAUAAACGUCGACGAGAACAAUUGACACCUGCACAACGUCAACUUGAUGCGGAACGACGUGCACGGAAACGUCAACGAAUGGAAGAACGUACCCAAAGUCAAGGACGUCGUACUCAAGCAUCUUCAGAAGUUCGUGAACGUGAAAUGAAACGUUCUCGAGCUCGUCGACAACAUGCUACCGAACAACAACGUCAACGAGAAGCACAACGUAGUCGAGUACGUCGUUUAAAUGCAACAGAAGAUCAAAGACGUAAAGAACGAGAACGAUGUCGUCGACGGUACCAAGUACAAAAGCAACGCAAGAUAGAAAUGUACCAAAAUGACACAUGUACCCAUCAUGCUGGUACAAUCGAUCAAACACGUGUCGUAUCUGUAGAUCUGACACGACGGAAUGAACAUUUGGUCCAACAACAAGCACGAUUGGGACUUGAGAUACAAUCUCUUUGUGCUUCACUAUCAACUAUCGACAAACAAGUGACUUCAAGUGAAAUAGAGAAUGAUGGUACAAAGAGUGAUUAA